This is a messenger RNA of Ceutorhynchus assimilis (cabbage seed weevil), 3774 nucleotides long. NCBI's taxonomy places the organism in Eukaryota, Metazoa, Arthropoda, Insecta, Coleoptera, Curculionidae. The record is from the annotation of a GenBank genome assembly.
AUAUUAUUUUUAUUGAUGGCAAAUAUAAUUUAUUUAAAUGAAGUCUUAUAAAUAUUUGUACACCUAAAGAAAGUAGUUUACACACAAUUGUUAAAAUAAUUUCUAAGCUUAUCCAAGGCCUUGAACCUAUGUGAUAUUUUAUUUUUUUCCGGUUUGGGCAUUUCAGCAUAAGUUAAAUUGUAGCCUUUUGGUUGAAAACAAGCAUCCCAUCCGAAUUCCCUUGUCCCUCUAGGGCUAACAAUUUCGCCCUCGGUCCUACCCUGGAAUAAUACAACUUUGUCCCCAUUUUCGUCCGAAUGGUAAGCAAAAGUGCAAACAGCUUCAGCUGACUUGUCUUCAUACCCUGUUAGCAAGGUAUACAGUCCUUCAGGCCCCAACUUUUCUAAAAACCAUUUAACAUAAGGACCUGGCAAACCUUUUAAAGCGUUAAAACACAAACAGGUGUCUUCGACUAAAACGGGGCCUCCAACUGCUUUGAAGGCUUCGCUGGCUUUUUUCGUACAGAUAUCUUCGAUUUCGCCUUGAAGUUCCGUCGGUUGCCAUAUUGUCCCCCCGUAACCAAAAACAUUUCAGAAAAUAUUCAAAAUUCCUCAAAAUAGUAAAUUUAUGAAUCAAAUAGCAACAAAUAAUAGUGCGGCAAAUUAAAUUAAAGUGGAAAAUGCAAAAUGGAAACUGAAACAUCUAGAUUAAUUGAGGAUGUUAAAUGGGAGCCCCUUUCUUUAACCCUAGUGGAAUACCCCAAAGGUGAUAUUAUAGGAAAAUUUCUAGCUCUUAUAAGCUUGGCACCCUUCGGUAUAGGUGCAGGCUUUGUAGCUCUGAUAUUAUUCAGACGAGAUUUACAUACGAUAACUUUCUUUUUGGGCACUAUUUGCUCAGAAGCCCUUAAUUACGCUCUCAAACAUUUGAUAUGUGAAAAGAGGCCAAUGCAUAGGGAAGAUGUCCAUGUUGAGUAUGGAAUGCCCUCUUCACAUGCUCAAUUCAUGUCUUUUUUCGCCACUUAUAUUGUUUAUUUUGUGUUUAUUAGAUUGUACCAUAUGAAUAACAACACGAUAAUUGAAAACAUUUCCAAAUUCCUUAUUAUUUCGUCAUCGAUGGUUGUGGCGCUGCUAGUUUGUGUUAGCCGGAUUUAUUUGCAAUAUCACACAGUGUCACAAGUGUUUUGGGGCAUUGUGGUUGGGAUUUUGUUUGCGACUUUUUGGUUCGCGCUCACUUCUUUGGUGUUUACGCCGUUGUUUCCUCAAAUAGUGAUGUGGAGAAUAUCAGAAAUUCUGAUGAUUAGAGACACCACUCUGAUACCGAACGUCUUAUGGUUCGAAUACACCAACACCAGACAAGAGGCUCGAGCGAGGAGCCGGAAACUGGUCAGUCUCAAGUCCCAAUGACAUUUGCUGGACUCUAGUUUCAAUUUCGCUUUACCAAGAGGCGUCGUCAGGUGUCUCCGGAUAUUAUUGCCUUGGAGACGAAAGUAUUGAAGGUAAUUGUUUUUGAUAUUAUUCAAUAAAUGAUUAAUUUUUGUGCUAUGAUUGAGAGACUGAUGAGUGAAAUUGGAAUUAUUGUGUUUGUGUGGAAAAUUAUUAAAAUUUAAAAUUAUGCCAAUCCAAGGAGUUCAUACUUUUGACAUAAUUUGCCUUCCUUUUUUAACAAAUAGAAAUUGACUGAAACAAAUCAACGACGUCAAAAAUGUUCGUCGGUUCUUAAACCAGAAUUCAUUAAUUUUAAUUUGUUAAAAAAAUUGAAUGUGUCAUACAAAUUAAUCUACGACAAGUUAUGACGUCUUUGAUGUCAAAAGUAUGAACCUUCAUGAAAUAAAGUGUAGAUACUAGCUGACGUCAUACACAUGAAAUGUUUGUCCCCUUAUCCAAAGUGACGUUACGUCAUUGCUGACAAGUUAGCACCUGUGUGUAUGAAUAGUCCUUGAAACCCUUUGUUUGUCUCCCCAACAAAAGUGAGGUUAUUUGUGUGACGUCAGCUAGUGGCUAAAUAGCAUUGAAAACAAUUUUUAUAUUUUAGACACUUGUUUUGUUUUUUUAGUAUAUUCAUUAUUAUUGGUUUAUUUAAACAAAGAAAAAUUGCAUUUAGAACAUUUUUUUUCCCAUUAUUAAUAUGAUAUUAUCUAAAAAAUGUAAAUAAUUUUUCCCAAUUAAUCGAGGCUAUAGCUUUAUUCCAACUGACAUGAGAACCGUUCCAAAACCAGUAAUUUCCAGUUGCCCACCUAUUUUUUCAAUAAGUUAAACGUUUAUAUCUACUUGACAAAUGAAUUUAUCAACUGGAAAUUAUCGUCGGUUGGAACAGAACUUAUGAAAACUGUAAUUAUUUAUUUUGAAAAAAUAAUUAUUUUUGAACUUAGUUCACUUUUUAAUUCUUUAUUCCUCGCACUUGUUACAAUUAUAAGCAAUUUAUUUAUUUUUGCUUUAGAGUUUAUCUUUAUUUUUAAUUGAUUUAUAUGGAUUGUUUAAUUUAAUUUAAAAUUGUAUCUGAUUUUGCUAGAAAAAUUAUUAUUGGUGUGAAGUUAACAGCCAAAGCCUACUUUGAUCAUCAAAAAAUAAGUUUUGAAAUAUUUUCAUCUUUGUCUAAUACAUUUGAAAUGACAAAGAUAAAAGAUAAAAAUAAAAUAGGCAAACUCAUUUUUCAAUUUUUUUUUUUCACAAUCCUUUUUUUUUAAUUCGAGUUUUUACUUAAUUUCAAUGGAAUUAAUAGCAUUAUGAGCUUUAAAGAAAAAAAAGUUUUUUGAAAUAUAUUUAUCCUUGUCUAAUGCGUUUGAAACAAUAAAGAGAAAAAAAUGGCAUCAAGUUUUGAUGUUUUUGAAAAAAUAAACAAAUACGCUAUUCAAUAUUCGUCUCUGUCUAGCACAUUAUUUGGAACGAUAAAGACAAAAAACAACAUAAAUUUUAAUUUAUUAUUUAAAAACAAAUCUAUAAUCUUUGUUAAAUUAAUUUAAAAUGAUAAAGAAAACAAGUACCACCAAUUUUCCAAAGCCUACUUCGAUCAUCAAACAAUUAUUUUUGAAAUAUUUUCAUCUUUGUCUAAUGCAUUUGGAACGACAAAGAAAAAAGAUAAAAAUGAAUUGCUGUUCACUUUACACUGCAAAAAUUAUUUAUUCAAAUUUAAAUAAAAUACACUCAAAUCCCUAAAAGUUUCAAAUUAAAAAAUCCAUAUAAGCUUGUUGUUUCUGAAACCUUUUUAAAUACAAUUUAUUUAUUAACUCCCCACUCAGAUAAUAUUUAUUUCCAAGAUAAAAUCGAUUUCAAUCAGCCCUAUAAACGUGCUAAACCAUUCAUAAAUGGCCAAAAUUAAAACUUGGCUGUUUCACUUUCCACGUUUAUAGGGUAGUUUCGAAACAAUUUAAUUUAUUAAUAUUAAGAAAAACGCACAAAAAAAAAAAUCUUUUGACUUUAGUAAAGAGAGAGAGCUACCACAGAUGACAAAACUGUAGAUUAAUUGUUAGAUUAGCCUGUUUUUCAUUUAAUUCAUAAUUAAUUAUUGACUGACUUUUGACAGGCCGAUAACUGUGGCAGCUGCAAUAAAUAAAUUUUAGGAUAAACAAUUUUUUGUAAGUGUUAAAAAAUAAAACUCUUGUAAGAUUUUUCGUAUUUUUAAGUAGUGGUUUUAUUUGUCCUCUGUGUCUUCUUCGCUCUCACUAAUGUCACUUUCGUUGCCGUCAUCUGUCAUUUCGGCCGGUGAUUUAAAGAGUUUCCUUAGUUUUCUUCGAAGUUUCUUUAGGUCUUCACUACUCGAGGAAUUUUCGUCUUCCUCUACUAUUGUGGAGAAAUCAAU